Molecule: messenger RNA, 783 nt
Organism: Triticum dicoccoides
Lineage: Eukaryota; Viridiplantae; Streptophyta; Magnoliopsida; Poales; Poaceae
Product: ethylene-responsive transcription factor ABI4-like
Exons: 1
Coding region: 1-783 (260 amino acids)
Biological process (GO): response to stress; positive regulation of DNA-templated transcription
Cellular component (GO): nucleus
Molecular function (GO): transcription cis-regulatory region binding; DNA-binding transcription factor activity
Source: RefSeq, a predicted model, not a curated record
AUGGAACACAAACCCAACCCAGCAGUGCUUGCCACUACCACUACCGAGGCCGCAAGCAGCAGCGACGUCGGGAGCAGCGUGAGCAGCGGCGGCCGGAAGGGGAAGGCGGCGGGCAAGGGCGGGCCGGAGAACGCCAAGUUCAGGUACCGUGGCGUGCGGCAGCGGAGCUGGGGCAAGUGGGUGGCGGAGAUCCGGGAGCCCCGCAAGCGCUCGCGCAAGUGGCUCGGCACCUUCGCCACUGCCGAGGACGCCGCGCGCGCCUACGACCGCGCGGCGCUGCUCCUCUACGGCCCGCGUGCCCACCUCAACCUCACCGCGCCGCCGCCCCUGGCCCCCGGGGCGGACUCCCACCCCCGGCCCUUGGGGUCCUCGGCUUCUUCCUCGAGCUCCUCCGCGCCUCCGCCGCUCCGGCCGCUCUUGCCGCGCCCGCCGCAGCACUCAGGUGGCGCCGGGGCGGUCUUCCACCACCACCACCACCACCACCAAUACCGCUUCCUGCCGCUCCGCGUGACUGCACCGUCCACGUCGCCGCCUCUGCACUACGCGAGCACAGCCACCGCGUCCACGGUGACCACCACGGUGGCGCUGGCGCCGCCGCACGAGACGACUGCCUCGUUACCAGUGGCUUCGUCAUCUACGGUGGCCGCCCAGGAUGGUGUGCCGGCGGAGGCGGCAGAGGCUGAGGUGACCCCCGAAUGGUACCUUGCCGCCGAGGAGGAGGACUACGAGGCGGCGCUGCUGUGGAAUGAACCUGAUCCCUUGUUCGACAUCUUCUCCAAGUGA